UCUUCCUAUAAAAAUCACCAGUCUCUGCGAGCAACUUAUCCUCGAACAAAAAAGGCAAUUAUUUCAAUCUAGCUACUUCGCUACAUAUGGAGACUCUCAAGAAUUUUUCCAUCAUGUUCCUCAGCCUUUUCCUUCUCAUUUCUUCUACAUUAUUGUCCUUAACAAGUGGAGAAGUUCAACGACAUCAAUUUGUCAUCCAAGCAACACCAGUGAAGAGGCUGUGCAACACUCACAACAGGAUCACUGUAAAUGGCAUGUUUCCUGGACCUACCUUGGAGGUCAGGAAUGGUGACUCCCUUGAAGUUAAAGUUGUUAACAAAGCCAGAUACAAUGUCACCAUUCACUGGCAUGGUGUUCGGCAAAUGAGAACCGGAUGGGCAGAUGGACCAGAAUUCGUGACUCAGUGCCCAAUUAGACCAGGUGGAAGUUACACCUACAGGUUCACUAUUCAAGGACAAGAAGGAACAUUGUGGUGGCAUGCUCACAGCUCAUGGCUUAGAGCCACUGUUUAUGGAGCUCUCAUCAUCCGUCCCAGACUAGGCGAAUCCUACCCUUUUCCUAAGCCAAACCUCGAAACACCAAUUGUACUCGGUCAAUGGUGGGAUGCAAAUCCCAUUGAUGUUGUGAGGGAAGCAACAAGGACAGGGGCAGCUCCAAAUGUCUCUGAUGCUUACACCAUCAAUGCUCAACCUGGUGAUCUAUACAAAUGCUCCAGCAAAGACACCACAAUCAUCCCCAUAGACGCCGGUGAGACCAACCUCCUGAGAGUCAUCAAUGCAGCCCUGAACCAACCGCUUUUCUUUGCAGUGGCAAACCAUAAGCUCACUGUUGUUGGUGCUGAUGCCACUUACAUCAAACCCUUCACCACUUCAGUACUCAUGCUAGGUGCAGGCCAAACCACUGAUGUACUGAUCAAAGCAGACCAGCGACCGGUUAGAUAUUAUAUGGCAGCCCGAGCCUACCAAAGCGCUCAAAACGUACCCUUCGACAACACUACUACAACAGCCAUUCUUGAAUACAAGUCUUCCAAAAAGGGCAAUGCACCCAAACCAAUUAUGCCUUCUCUGCCUGCCUACAAUGAUACCAACACCGUUACAGCCUUCAGCCGAAGCUUCAGAAGUCCCCGAAAGGUCCAAGUCCCAACUGAGAUCAACGAAAGCCUAUUCUUCACAAUUGGUUUAGGACUCAACAACUGCCCACCAAAUUUUCGUAGAAGUCGCUGCCAAGGACCAAACGGUACACGUUUGGCUGCUAGCAUGAACAAUGUCUCAUUCAUGCUCCCUCGGAGCAUCUCAUUGUUACAAGCUCACCAACAGGGAAUUCCAGGGGUGUUCACCACAGAUUUUCCAGGAACCCCACCAGUGAAAUUCGAUUAUACCGGGAAUGUGAGCCGAACUCUCUUCCAACCUAUCACCGGAACUAAAUUGUACAAAUUGAAGUUCGGUUCAAGGGUACAGGUUGUGCUUCAAGGCACAAGCAUUAUCGCACCUGAGAACCACCCAAUUCAUCUUCACGGAUACGAUUUCUACAUCAUUGCAGACGGUUUUGGAAACUUCAAUCCCAAAAGAGAUACAUCUAAGUUCAACCUUGUUGAUCCACCUCUAAGGAAUACGGUUGCAGUCCCUGCGAAUGGAUGGGCGGUCAUUAGAUUCGUUGCUGAUAACCCAGGUGUGUGGCUAAUGCAUUGUCACUUGGAUGUUCACAUCACAUGGGGUUUGGCUAUGGCUUUCCUGGUUGAGAAUGGAUUUGGAGAAUUACAGUCUCUCCCAGCACCACCGUCGGAUUUGCCUUUAUGUUAGGAUUCAUCACAUAAGUAUAAGAAUUGUUGAAAUGCAUAAGGUCAUUAUAAGAAACGCAAUUUGGACUGAGAUUAUUCAUCUGAUUGUUUCGUUCGGAUAAAUAAAGCGGGUGUCAUGAAAGAUGGUGCUGUGGUCAAAACUUAAUUGUGCCAUGUGAUUUUAGUUAGAUUCGAAACCUGCCAUGUUCGUUGAUUCUAGUUGUAUUCUUUUCCCUACAGCUAAUGUUCAAAAUAAAUUUGUGUUAAAAACAAAGAUUAAUGUGCCGUGGGCGGGGGAAUUAUUCCCGUGAGAUUAUAAGUAAUGAUCAUUGUAAGAUUGAGUCCUUGGAUAAUGUAAUUGUGACUU
Messenger RNA from Gossypium arboreum, 2144 nucleotides. RefSeq names its product laccase-12-like. Gene Ontology annotation, cellular component: apoplast. Gene Ontology annotation, biological process: lignin catabolic process. The record is from RefSeq and is a predicted model, not a curated record. The coding region runs from base 87 to 1799 and encodes 570 amino acids. Gene Ontology annotation, molecular function: copper ion binding; hydroquinone:oxygen oxidoreductase activity. The transcript has 6 exons. Lineage: Eukaryota; Viridiplantae; Streptophyta; Magnoliopsida; Malvales; Malvaceae.